Messenger RNA from Microplitis mediator, 1570 nucleotides. RefSeq lists its product as uncharacterized. The transcript is spliced from 8 exons. Bases 121 to 1041 code for a protein of 306 amino acids. The record is from RefSeq and is a predicted model, not a curated record. NCBI's taxonomy places the organism in Eukaryota, Metazoa, Arthropoda, Insecta, Hymenoptera, Braconidae.
CGGCGAUAGUCUAAUUGAAGAUCGCAGUAUGUGAAGGACACUUGUAUUCAUUCAACAUUUUUUAAUAUUUUUUGUUAUUAUCGAUCAAUUGAAUAUUUAAAUCGACCCAUCAAUUAAAUUAUGACGAAUACAACAGGAUAUUGUUUAUUUAAUACCGGUUUGUUGAUUGUGUACAUUAUUUAUCUUCAAUCUGUUAUAGCCGAAAGUAAAAUAGAAAGUGCAAGUGAUUUGGACCGAGAAUUCGCAGAUAAACCAACACGUUCUUUUCAUUGCUGUGCAAGACAUGAAAAAAAAGUGGACGUUGGUUACGGUGUAUCAGGUGAAGUAAUAUCUAUUGACUCAGGACAAUGUAGGAGAGUUUGUCCUCGUCAUGCUUCGGAUGACCCUGGGGAUGUUAGUAAACCUGCUGUACAGAGGUGUCCACCCCGUUCACAAUGUCAUGCAAGAUCGUCACGAAUGGAGAGGAUUUCAACGCUUCAAGGGGUUAAAAUAGUCGAAGUAAUAGAUAGUUGUGACUGCUGGCAUGAAUCACGAUGUCGACGAAUAUCUUUUGAACAACUGGUACAUGCAGGGACACCUUAUCAAGUGUCUAUGGAUGUUGGCCUUUGUUUGGGAACUUGUUCGAAAGCACUGGGUUGUCGGCCUCUCAAAAAUAGUACAAUCAGUAUAAAAGGACCAAAUGGGGAUGAAGUCUAUCAAGUGAUCAGUGAGUGUGGGUGUGCUAAUAAUUGCCAUCGAAUGGACCGGAUUGAAAGUGUUCUCGACUACAGUCAACUUGAAAUUAAACGAGGCUCCAAUACGAGUGAUGUUAAACCAAUUGUUAGGCAUAUAAAUGUAGGACACUGUGAUGGAUCAUGUCCAGGAAAUCGAACGGAAAAAACUUGUUUAUUACGAGAUAAAAAAAAUCCUACAAGAUGUUUAGCUGGAUUAUAUUCGAAACAAUAUAAAUGCACACCCGUACGAUUUAAAGUACACGAAUAUAGAACACGAAGAGGCUUAAAGAGAGAAAUUAUUGAAAUUACAUCUUGUGCUUGUGUAUAAGUAUAAUAUGAUAUCUUUUUAAAAUAUUUAUGGUGGCGAAGCAAAAAGGUAUAAAGCUGUACAAACAAGGUCAACUUUUAAACCAAGAGUUAUUUUACCAAAUGAACAUUUAUUUCGUUUUUUACCUUGUAUAUAAAAAAACAAUUCUCUUGGUUGGGUGUAGCAAUAAUGAUAAUAAUAAUUUCGUAACAUCAUUAAAAGAAAUAAUAAAGAUCAUUUCAAAUCUCAAGGCCGUCCUCGGGAUUGUUCAGAGCCACGUCACUGUCUUCCUUCUUCUUCGUGAACUCUUUUUUUUAUUUUUAUGAACUUUGCUGUACCACAUAGGGACGAGUUUGAGGUAUAAAGAAAUCUUUAUCGUCGGUUGAAUCUGUCAAAUUUUUUAAUUUACUGUCACCACUCAGUUUUUUAAUAAUCGAAUCCUCAUGUUCUUCGAUCGGUAUCACUCCGUUCUAGAUAAAUAACAGAAUAAAUUUUUAUUUAAGUAAAUGAAUUAUAAUUAAAAUAAUAAAUAAAAGAAAGAAAAAGAUAA